Thamnophis sirtalis is the source of this 559-nucleotide messenger RNA. The record is from RefSeq and is a predicted model, not a curated record. NCBI's taxonomy places the organism in Eukaryota, Metazoa, Chordata, Lepidosauria, Squamata, Natricidae.
GAAAUUUUAUGAAGCCUAUGGAGCUGGUUCAGGUAUGUUUGAUCUAGCAAGAUCAAAUUAUAAAUCUCCUUGUCAGAGGUUUGUUGAGAAAUACAAUGAACUGAAGAAGAAGGAGGAAGACAUGGAUGAAGACUUACUAUUUGCAGAAACAGGGAAAGCACUUUUGGCAGAAGGUCUGGUUUUAUCAAGAAAGAGCAGGAAAGUGGCUCCGAUGCCUCCAUCAUCCGUGCCUGUAUUAGAGCUUCAAGAGAUAUUUCAGCAAGAGGAGAUCAGCACCGAAAACCCAGAGCCAAAAACGGAGCCCAGUGAAAAGCCAAAGGAAGAAUCCUCCUAAUAACUCUGUGAUUCUGUUUACAACCAGUUUUUAUCGACUCUGUGACCUUUUGCCAGAAAGACUCUUCCCAAGGUUCUGAUUUUCCCCCUUGUUGGAAAUGCUGAGCAUACCGUAGAACGAUUGCAAGAACUAUGUUAUGGCACGCUUUGGCAAGUCAGGUUCCCUAAAGCGCAUCUUUUGACAAACGAUGGAUUUGAUUAUUAAAAUCGUUCUCUGAAAAACGUU